This is a messenger RNA of Populus euphratica (Euphrates poplar), 1971 nucleotides long. RefSeq names its product calcium-transporting ATPase 12, plasma membrane-type-like. Gene Ontology annotation, molecular function: nucleotide binding; P-type calcium transporter activity. Bases 27 to 1766 code for a protein of 579 amino acids. The record is from RefSeq and is a predicted model, not a curated record. Lineage: Eukaryota; Viridiplantae; Streptophyta; Magnoliopsida; Malpighiales; Salicaceae. Gene Ontology annotation, cellular component: plasma membrane; intracellular membrane-bounded organelle. The transcript has 2 exons.
UGCAAGAACAAUUGACAGGUGUUACCAUGGGCUUAGUUACAACUAUUUGCAUUGACAAAACUAGUUGGCUAACAAUGAACCCACAGGAAGUUGAUGAGUGUUGGAUUGAUUUGACAGUAAUUAGAGAAAACUCUGCAAUACCUGAACAAGUUAAGGAUGCAUUCUGUAUUGGUAUCAGCACGAGCUCAGGUAACGAUCAGGAAUCACUGAUUUCCUGGUGUGAACGGAAAUUCGGGAUUAACAUGGAGAGUUUGAAGCAAAGUUACACCAUUAUCGGGAUGAAAGAGUUGAGCCCUGGUGACGAAGGGAAUGGAGUGUUGGUGAGGGAGAAAGAAGGCAAUGAAACCAAGAAAUUCCUGUAUUGGAAAGGACUGGCACCGAAGAUAUUGAAAAUGUGCUCCCGGCACUACAAUAGUGAAGGGAAACUAGUGGACAUGGACACAGAGAAAAGGUCGGCUUUUGAGAAAAUUAUUAAGGGCAUGCAGUCCAAGCAUCUAAAAACCAUUGCCCUUGCUUAUAAGACAACAGAUGAUGAAACUGCUGAGGAUGAUCGCUUGAUAUUGAUAGGACUUCUGGGUCUGAAGGACAAAAUCUGGAAAGAGACUAUAGAAGCAGUUGAAGCUUGUAGAAAUGCUGGUGUCAACAUCAUACUUAUCUCAGAGGACAGCGAGUCAGUAAUAGAAGACAUAGCUAAAAAAUAUGGAAUGCUUCGUGGCCCAGGCAUAUUGGAACAUGGAGGGGAAACUUUUCGAAGUUUCAGCGAUGAAGAGAGAAAGGAUGUGGUCAAUAAAAUCCGUGUGAUGGGAAACUCUCUCCCUGCUGACAAGCUCCUUCUAGUUCGUUGUCUGAAACAACAAGGCCACAUAGUAGCAUUUGUUGGAGUCAGAACAGAUGAUGCUCCCUCACUCAAAGAAGCAGACGUGGGAGUUGUGACUGGAACUGGGAGUAGUGAGUUGGUCAAUAGGAGUUCUGAAUUGAUCAUCGUGGAUGGAAAUUUAGGCUUCUUGGUAUGGAUUUUGAAGGGGGGAAGAUGUAUUUAUGGCAACAUUCACAAGUAUAUCCGAGUUGAGGUCACCAUAACUAUUUCAGGGUUAGUGAUAAGCACUGUCACCACAAUAUUUUUCGGGUAUGCUCCAAUGACAGGGAUUCAGAUGAUCUGGGUGAACCUGGUAGUGGCUGUCCUUGGUGGGUUGGCUUUAUUAACUGAGCCCCCAAGUCAGAAACUGAUGCAGAGGCCACCGAUCAGACCAACGGAACCUUUCAUCACAAAGGCCAUGUGGAGGAAUAUAAUCAUACAAGCUUCCUAUCAGGUUUCCAUUUUGUUAGCCUUUCAGUUCAAAGGGCAAGCUAUUCUAAACAUCAACGAGGAGGUUAGCAAAGCCAUGAUCUUCAGUAGCUUUCUUCUCUGCCAACUUUCCAACCAAUUCAAUGCCAGUGAGCAGAAAAUGAAGAAUUUAGUCAAGGGUGUCCAACAGAACCUAUGGUUUUGGGUGGCCUCAGUUCUGACUGUGGUGUUGCAGGUGGUAUUCAUUGAGAUUUCACAUCACAUCUUUGGGUUUGCCAGGUUGAAUGGUCCCCAGUGGGGCAUCUGUUUCCUUAUUGGGGCACUUUCAUGUGUGACAGAUGGGGCUGUAAACAUUACCUGGGGCGUCAUCAAGGUUAAGCUAACAAGAUCAAGUUCACUUGCUGGAUCAGAACUUCCACAAUCUACCAGUAUUCUCGAGCUUCCACUCAUUGCUGAGAAUUCAUCACCAACUGCUUCUUAGUUCAUACUAAGGCACCAUUUAUGCAUCAUCUUAGGUUCUUUAUGUCUUGCAACGUUUCCAUAUUUUCUUGGGCUGUACAUAAAUAUCUUCUCGUAAUUUUCUCACGAUUAUUGUACAUAAUCAAUCUCAUGUCGUAGUUAUCUACCAAGCCAGGUGUUAAAUUCAUUACUUGUAAGGUCUCAUGAGCGUUAGCUUUGAAAAUAUA